AUGGCUUCUGCUUCCAUUGGGAGCGAAACUACGAAUGAUGGUGAGAAUCGUAUCAUGGGUAUGAUGGUAGGAUCGGCCGUCGCAGAUGCUGCUGGUAUAUAUACGACCAACCUCACCAAGGAUCAAGCCGUGCAAGCGUACCCGGAACGGAGAAUCCUAGCCAGCGUCAAUGCUGACGAGGUUACGCACCACUUACCCGAUCCUCAUCGGGCGAAGUACGAGGACGGAAAUUGGUCGGAGGCCACCGAAAUGGCUCUCUGCACUCUUCUAUACCAUACCCAUGGAGUUGCUAGAGAGAACCUCGCUCGGCGGCUUCGUCAGUUGUCGUUUGAUGGGAAUAGAGCAUAUGACAUGGCCCCUCUCGACUUGGGACAACCGAUCAAGGGCAUCGUUGAAUCGCCCUAUUAUCUGAACGACCCCGAAGUGGCCGCGAAAAAUGCGUGGGUUAAUGCUAACAAGGGCGCGAACGACACGAACGGAUCGAAUGCUCCGCUUCUACGAAUCCAUCCUUUUGCGGCCAUUGCAACGCGACGCAACCUUUAUCAGUCAUUGAAAGGUGCAAACGUCAACUGCAGAGAUACUCAUGUAGACUCGAAGUGCAAUGUUUCCGUAAUGAUGGCAACGGCACUCCUUCGUGGGCUACUACGUCGAGAAGUGCAGACCGAGCAACAAAUCAACCCGCUUCUGCAAAGGUGCAAGGAUCACAUAGACUUGAUGGCGUUCCAAAAGUACCCCUCUCUGUACACUGACAACACAAAACCUACCCCUAUCCCAUUCCUUCGGAUGAACUAUGGAGUUGGUUCCAGAUCUGAGCUCAGCCGUCUCCUCAGUGCCGAAACACUGGAAGAAUUGCAACUGGACGACAAAAGGCAGUCUGGAGAAGUAUGGAGAUGCUUGGCCGCGGGAAUCUUCAGUCUUCGCACUGCCAUGGUUCGCCUCGAGGGUUCUUCCGGCCAGAACUGUGAGGAACUGCGCAAGACUCUGUUCGAAGAGCUCAUAACAGACCUAAUCUUUCAGGGCGGCGAUGCACAGGCGAACGCUACGUUUGCGGGCGCCCUCCUUGGUGCAUAUCUUGGCUAUGAUGCAAUUCCGGAGCAGUGGAGAGAAGGCCUGAGUGAUUCAAGUCUGCAGUGA
Molecule: messenger RNA, 1134 nt
Organism: Diaporthe amygdali
Lineage: Eukaryota; Fungi; Ascomycota; Sordariomycetes; Diaporthales; Diaporthaceae
Exons: 4
Coding region: 1-1134 (377 amino acids)
Source: RefSeq, a predicted model, not a curated record